Mesorhabditis spiculigera is the source of this 552-nucleotide messenger RNA. NCBI's taxonomy places the organism in Eukaryota, Metazoa, Nematoda, Chromadorea, Rhabditida, Rhabditidae. The record is from the annotation of a GenBank genome assembly.
AUGAAGCUGCGGUUACUGCUGUCGGCCUUGCUGGUGGCGUCCGUUUGUGCCCAACAUCAAGCACAACCACAGCAGCCAGGCAUGCAUGCCCAACCAGCACCUGCCCAACAUACUCAGGAGUUUGGAGGGAAAAGCGCCCAUGAUGCCGAGCAUAUCAAGGAACAUCUUGACGGUAAAGUUGACCCGACCUCCCAAAUGACCCCGGAGCAGCUUCAAUUCCAUUACUUCAAUAUGCAUGACCUUGACAAGAAUGGAAAGCUGGAUGGCGUCGAGUUGAUCAAGGCCAUAACUCACUUCCACAACGAGAAUCCUGGUCCGCAACAUCAAAACUCCGGUGCCCCGCCUCCGCUUCCAACAGAGGUCGAACUUGAGUCAAUGAUUGAUUCGAUUCUGCGCGAAGACGAUUUCAAUGGCGACGGCCUCAUCGAUUACGGCGAAUUUUUGAAGGCUCAGAAGAUGAGGGAGGAUGCCGCAAGAAACCACCAGCAGCAGAUGCAGAACCAACAAGCUCAGGGACAACAGGCCCCUCCCCCGCAGCAGCCACCACAGCAC